Molecule: messenger RNA, 415 nt
Organism: Toxorhynchites rutilus septentrionalis
Lineage: Eukaryota; Metazoa; Arthropoda; Insecta; Diptera; Culicidae
Gene: ksh
Product: protein kish
Exons: 3
Coding region: 155-373 (72 amino acids)
Biological process (GO): protein secretion; intracellular transport
Source: RefSeq, a predicted model, not a curated record
GAUUUUUGUGGGUGUAGAUGUAUGAAGAUACCGGAGAAGACAAACUGGCAUCGCUGUUGUUGAAGGAAAUAAGUAAACACGUCACUUCGAGCACUGUAAUGGGAUACGUUUAUAAUUUCUUGUUCAUGUACAUGUUUUAAUAGAUUCUGCUAAAAUGAGCGCUAUAUUCAAUUUCCAAAGCUUGCUCUCCGUGAUUCUGCUGAUGAUAUGCACAUGUACAUAUUUGCGUUCGCUGUUUCCUAGUUUAGUAGAUAGAAAUAAGACUGGUAUGUUGGGCAUAUUCUGGAAGUUGGCAAGGAUAGGUGAAAGGAAAUCUCCAUGGGUUGGACUGGCCUGUAUUCUGAUGGCGGCGUCAAUAUUGUUUUACACGUAGGAAUGUUGUGAAAUUUGUAUAAUAUAAAAACGUUAAAGUCGA